Molecule: messenger RNA, 3429 nt
Organism: Symbiodinium natans
Lineage: Eukaryota; Dinophyceae; Suessiales; Symbiodiniaceae
Source: the annotation of a GenBank genome assembly
AUGGUGGUCGACUGGUUCAUGCGAAGCCUUCACUGGCGCAAUCUAGUGCACUACCGUCUCCUCUUCGACACCUCCGCGGCGCUGGCCGGGGAGAGGUGGCAGCAGCUCCGCAGCGCGCACGCGGCCUUCCGGGAGCAGCUGCGCCGCAGCCCCAAAGCCGACCGCGCCGUGGCCACCAUCCGCUUCCUCGGCGAGUCGGCGGAUGCCCUCGGGGCCGACCGGACUGCCGCCAGAAACAUCCCCGAGCUGCCGGACAUCGAAUCCCCCGAACCCAAGGCCAAGGCCAACGCCAAGGCCAAGGCCAAGGCCAAAGGCAAGGCCAAGGCAAAGGCACAGGCAAAGGCCAAGGGCCCCGCGCCAGCCUCUGCUUUCACGUGGAAGGGGGCCCUCCCAGUGGCAGAGGCCUUGCGUGCCUUGCCGAAAGGCCAGGUCCCAUCUGAGCCCUUCGCCCACGAGGUCGUGCUGCUGGCGCUCGGGGCCUCCUUCGAUCUCGGCGACACCGUGCAGGAACUUCUAGAGAUUCGAAACCUCGCGCUGGUGGUGGGCGUCGCUCUCGCAGACGCAGGCAUGACCAGCCUGCGGGAGAUGCAGCGACACUUGGAGGGAAGUAGCGUGCAGUGCUGGAUCAAAGCCGCGGGCAGCGAGACGGCCCUGGUCCAGGCUUUCCGGGAUGCAGCAGCAGACGGGGAGGUGGUGCGGGAGAGGCACGGCCGAGGAGGCAAGUACAUGCUCACCAUCAACUGGCCAUCGGGUGCCACGGCAGCCUCGCUGAAACGACCCAAGAGCGAGUCUGUCAAGGACGUGAUGACUGCCGUGAAAAGGCAAGUGGUGGUCAAAGGCUGCCAGCUCAGAUUGCUUCUCCAUGAGGCCGCCUUGGAUGAUGCGGCAGACUUGAGGGAUCUGCCGCUUUCCGUGCCCCUGACUGUGGUGGCGAUGGACACGAAAGACUUGGCGGCAGAAGCUUUGGACGCCAGCGGCCUGCCUGCUGGCAUGAAGACGCAUGUUGAGGAGCAGAUUGCGGCCCUUUGCCAGCUCUUCGACGAGCUGCCCGAGCAUCUCACCGCAGCAUUGGAUGACUCGCCUGUACGCUUUAUCAAGGACAUCAUCCUGAAGCUGCCCGCAGAUCGUCUGCUCACCUUCAUGAACGACACGGACGCCACGAAGAAGCUUCUGAAGAGCAUUCGCGAGGACCAGGUCCCGGCCCUGCUCGCGGACCCCGCGGCGUUCCUGGGCCCAGCCUUGGAGGAGCAGAUGAAGACACAGAUGGUGCUCCAAGCGCAGCUGGCAGAGGUGGCGGUUGAGCAGCCUUCGGCGCAAGGCCAAGCCGUAACAUCCGCAGAGACGGAGCCUGCUGAAGGCGGCCAGAGAGAAGAGGACGAACGCUCCAGGCCAUUGGCAGGGCCUGCAGGAAGCGCCUUGCGCAGGACCGGAAAGGAGGCAGAGACCUGGCGCGUCGUGCAAGCAGCAGGUCCCACGGAGGGGCUGGUCAUCCAGCUGUGCUGGGGUGAUUUCGCCGAGUUCCGGAACGGCGUCCUCAUGGCCGUGCCCAGGAGCCUGCAUGCGCGGCUCUCGCCUGGCUUUGACAUCGUGCGGGAGGAGCCACCGACGCCGCUUCCGGAAGGGGUCGUCCCUUUGAGCCCGAUCGUGGACCUCUUCCCGCACAAUACUGCCUUCGGAGGCCAACGCGUCGUGGUGGUGCUGCCGACCUGCAGUGGAGCCGACAAGGCGUGGCGAUCGCUUCCCGAAGGUGGCUGGGAGGAGCUCACCGAGGUGGAGUUCUUUGGAGGGCAUGCCGCGCUGCGCUUGGACCAUUUCUGCAAGACAUUUUUGGGCACCCAGAGCCCUCAACCGAGACGCCUCAAAGUGAGAGGCUUCCUGUCACGGACCCAGCGCGCUGCCAAGUGUGCCUUGGUGCACUCACUCUGCGAUGGGUGCGAAGAGCAGCUGCGGCAAACUUGCUGCCAAGACCCAGACGAACUGGCAGGCUUCGAUGAAUGCAGUCCUCCCAAAUUGGCCGGGCUCUAUGAACACGGGGAGGAGCUCGUGCUCUCCCAUGGCAAAGAAGAUCAAGAAUGGUCACAGCGGGUGAAGUUACUCUUCAACCGCUUUCCAUUGGUGACGAGCACAACAAUUUCCGUGCAAGAGCCGCGCUUUGACGUUUCCAUCGACGACCAGCCCCACACAUUCUGUUUGCCUGGUGCGCCAACUGAACCAUCAGAGCGUCCGAUGCACCAGAUGCAGUCAGAUCAAGGUGCUCAAAACCAUCAGACCAGCGCUGCAAGCAGCUCGGCGGCUGCGUGGCUCCAGACAGGUCCAGGCCUGCAAGACACUGCCGAGCUAGACUCCGGGUGCCAAGGGCUGCCAGAUCCACAGCUCCCACAGCCAGAGCCCUCCGCCUCUGCCAGCAGCUCUGUCCUCCCGACAGUUCUGGAAGGCCACGCAGUCCCGCCUCCGCCUGACGCUCCUGCAGACCCAGUAGAACAAGUUCGCCAGAGGCGAUCACCUCAGCCCGACACCUCGGCCACUGCCUCCACCGACAGCCCGCUCCAGGGAGGCGCCGCAGAUGCACAUGGCCCAGCAGCUCUACCACUGUAUGUCAGUUGUCCUCCACGCACCCGGAUUCAGGUGCGAGCUGCACUUCAGGUACUCGCAGAGGUUGGGGUAUCGGACGAGGGCUAUGUGACGCCGGCGCUUGCGGGAGGAGAGCACGAGGACCAACACCUCAUACCUCUGCGGCAGAUCAGCAGCUUCGCUGCUGGCGUCUCCAUGGAGCAUAUCGACAGCAUGCGAGACCGCAGUGUCGCGCGCACGGUCGUCGUGCAGGCAGCGCAAGAGCAAGAGGAGCACACUCCAGGCUACACGCCACGUCCUUCCCCUGCAAUGUCCACUUCGCUACAGCAAGCUCAGAGGCGACACCUCCUCGUCUCAGGCCGGUUCAAUUCACCGGAAAAGCUAGAGUACAUGCGCGCAGUCAAGAGACUGUUGGAUGCUGAGAGGGUUCCCGUCUACAUGGUCCAGACGCGUGGACCCGGAGACACCUUCGGGGACAAGACCAUGUUUGGAUUGCACCACGCGCUGGGAAUGAUCGCGUUCUGCUCGGAAGACUAUGGGGCCAAGACGGGCAUCCAAUAUGAGACGUUCGUGGAGCUGCGGUAUGCCCAUGAGACUGAACUACCCAUAAUUCCCGUUCAGUUGUGCGACGCAUUCCCACCAAUGCCUCCAGAUGAUGAAGGUCGACGUCAAAAUGACGUGGUGCUGCGCAGAUCUAUUCACCGUAUUGUUGACAUUGGCAUGCAGGACACAGAGAAAGUUGCCCGUGACAUUGUGAAGGCAUGGAAUGGGCUGCAAGGGCAACUGACGAGAUCAUCACAAACAAGACCGAGACCCAAAUUUUGGCCUUUUGUUUUGAGAUGCUUGUGUUGUUCCUAG